Molecule: messenger RNA, 938 nt
Organism: Dufourea novaeangliae
Lineage: Eukaryota; Metazoa; Arthropoda; Insecta; Hymenoptera; Halictidae
Gene: mRpL22
Product: 39S ribosomal protein L22, mitochondrial
Exons: 4
Coding region: 83-730 (215 amino acids)
Biological process (GO): translation; ribosome assembly
Cellular component (GO): mitochondrial large ribosomal subunit; ribosome
Molecular function (GO): structural constituent of ribosome
Source: RefSeq, a predicted model, not a curated record
AAACACUAGAAAUACGUUUUAGUGAAUAAAAGUUUAUAUUAAGAAAAUUUUACUCCAUUUACUACAUUAUUUGCUUACUAAGAUGCAAUGUGUAAGACAAUGUACAAGAUUUGUAUCAAGUCAGAUACUUGGUACAAAUAACUCAAAUAAUUUGUCUGGUAUGUUAAAAUCAUUAUAUGUUAUUCCAUCUCGUAAUAUAUAUAAAUUAGCAAGUUAUGAAAACUAUACCAAAAAGUUUAUGGAACACAAUAAAACUAUUUUUCCUCCACAAAAGCCAGGAGAAGAAAAGCGGCCUGGAUACGUUUGUAACAUGAAAAAAGAUAUAAAAUACAGUCCAUUGAAAAUGUGGUAUGUUGCUUGUUUUGUGAGAGGCAUGACUGUAGAUGAGGCAAUUAAGCAAUUAAGUUUCUUAAACAAAAAAGGUGCAGCUAUUGCAAAAGAAGUUAUAUUGGAAGCACAGAACAUGGCUGCAGAUCAUAAUAUUGAGUUUAAAAGUAAUUUAUGGGUUGCCGAGUCUUUCGCAACAAAGGGUAUGGUAAUAAAAGGUAUGCGUCGUCACGCCAAAGGCCGUCAAGGAAUCGUGCAUUAUAGACACUGUAACUAUUUUGUACGUCUAGAAGAAGGAAAACCACCUGCAGACUAUUAUAUGAAGAAUCCUAAGAGUGGCAAAGAAUUGUUGGAUGAAUGGAUGGAUAAAAUGCAACAUCGCAAAGUACUCAAUUCACUGUAAUUUAUUAAAUACAUGAAAUUACAUAUUGAAUUUAAUUUAUUAAAGUGAACCAUUUUUUCCAUUAUAUUACUGUUGUAUCCAACAUUCGUAUGUUUAAAUAGUGGGUUUCAAUAUAUUUGAAAACGGGUUUACAUGUUUAAUUUGAAUUUAUUUAAGGAUGAAUAAUUAACACACAGUAAGAGAAUUGAAGCCAAUAUAAAUUAGAAUA